Messenger RNA from Bufo bufo (common toad), 993 nucleotides. RefSeq names its product olfactory receptor 1009-like. Gene Ontology annotation, cellular component: membrane. The record is from RefSeq and is a predicted model, not a curated record. Gene Ontology annotation, molecular function: olfactory receptor activity; G protein-coupled receptor activity. Gene Ontology annotation, biological process: G protein-coupled receptor signaling pathway. Lineage: Eukaryota; Metazoa; Chordata; Amphibia; Anura; Bufonidae. Bases 1 to 993 code for a protein of 330 amino acids. The transcript is spliced from 2 exons.
AUGAAAAGUAUUUCCAAGGAAACAGAGAAAUAUGAUGUCAGGAACAAGGAUACAUCUGAUACAAAUCUGACUGUGGUCACAGAGUUUCUCCUCUUAGGAUUUCAAGGCAGCCAACUUUUGAGAAAUCUUCUAUUCCUUCUUUUCCUUGUUAUUUAUAAUGCAACAGUAUGUGGGAAUCUCCUGAUCAUCACUCUGGUGUCCACCAGCAAGAACCUCCACACCCCAAUGUACUUCUUCAUCUCACAACUGUCCAUCAGUGACAUCUUAUUGACCACAGAUAUUGUCCCCAAUAUGCUCUACAUCCUACUGAAUAAUGGAGAAACCAUCAGUGUUAUUGGUUGUUUGACUCAGUUUUAUUUUUUUGCUGGCACGGAUGGAUUUGAAUGUCUUCUUAUUGCUGUGAUGUCUUAUGACAGAUAUGUGGCCAUCUGUAAUCCUCUCCGUUACUCGUCCAUUAUGACUGAUAGAUUUUGUGUUAAGUUAGUUGCUGCUUGUUGGAUAUUGGGUAGUUUUAGUUCAUUCUUUGUCACCAUAACACUAUCUAGACUGAACUUUUGUGGGUCAAAUAUCAUUGACCAUUUCCUCUGUGACCUUGUCCCAUUACUUGAAGCUUUAUGUUCUGACACCUCCAUUGUUCACUUGGAGAUUUAUGUUGUAAGUGCUCCAACUGUAAUAAUCCCAACCACAAUCAUUGUAGUGUCUUAUACUUAUAUUGUUAUAUCAGUGUUAAGGAUCCCAUCCAGUACUGGUAGACAGAAAGCCUUCUCCACUUGUAGCUCCCACCUCAUCGUGGUCUCCAUAUUCUACUGGACUAUAUUUGGUGUUUAUGUUCCUCCAUCAAUGGAAAAAAUGGAAAAAACAUCUGAUGUUAAUAAAAUUACAACUUUGAUGUAUACUGUAUUUACCCCACUGAUUAACCCCAUUAUAUACAGUCUGAGGAAUAAAGACAUUAAGAAAGCCGUACAGCAAGCAUUACAUAAGCACAUCAUGUAA